AUGCCUUUCAAUACAGCCCUCACCAGGAAACUGGGCAUCGCAGUGCCGGUUGUCCAGGGUGGCAUGCAAUGGGUCGGAUACGCCGAACUCGCCUCUGCAGUCAGCAACGCUGGCGGUCUUGGAAUCUUGACCGCAUUGACCCAACCCACGCCUGAAGACCUGCGCAAGGAGAUUCGCAGGUGCCGAACCAUGACCAACAAGCCCUUUGGCGUCAACAUCACUCUCCUGCCGGCCCUCGUGCCCCCGGACUAUGCCGCAUAUGCGCGCGUCGUGAUCGAAGAAGGUAUCAACAUUGUCGAGACCGCCGGAAAUAGCCCCGGCCCCGUGAUUCAGCAACUCAAGAAAGCAAACACUAUUAUCCUCCACAAAUGCACUACCAUCCGCCACGCCAAGGCUGCUGUGCGCUUGGGCGUCGACUUUUUGUCCAUUGACGGCUUUGAGUGCGCGGGCCAUGUCGGCGAGACCGAUAUUACCAACUUCAUCCUCCUGAGCCGCGCGCGACAGGACCUCAAGGUUCCGUUUAUUGCAUCUGGAGGCUUUGCUGAUGGCCAGGGUCUGGCUGCGGCUCUGUCGCUGGGCGCUGAGGGCAUCAACAUGGGAACACGGUUUAUGUGCACUAUUGAGGCCCCCAUCCACCACAACAUCAAAGAGGCCAUUGUCAAGGCCCAGGAGACUGACACCGAGCUUGUCUUGCGUCGGUGGAAGAACACAACACGGCUGUUCAAGAACAAGGUUACGUCCGAAGCCGUCAAGAUCGAAAAGGAAAGCCAAACGGGCGAGUUCAAGGAAGUCGCUCCCUUUGUCAGUGGCCAGCGCGGCCGCCAGGUGUUUACCAACGGCGACCCAGAAUUUGGCGUUUGGACUGCCGGCCAGGUCAUUGGUUUGAUCCACGAUAUCCCGACGUGCGAGGUAUUGGUGUCGCGCAUUGAGAAAGAGGCAGCGGACGCUCUGAACAGGACUAGGUCUUUGUAUCAAAGUAAACUGUAG
Molecule: messenger RNA, 987 nt
Organism: Talaromyces rugulosus
Lineage: Eukaryota; Fungi; Ascomycota; Eurotiomycetes; Eurotiales; Trichocomaceae
Exons: 4
Coding region: 1-987 (328 amino acids)
Molecular function (GO): nitronate monooxygenase activity
Source: RefSeq, a predicted model, not a curated record